AUGGAAUGCGUAGGGUGGCCGAGGGAAGCUGAAAGUGUUAAAUGUAGUAGUGGCAGCCCUGGCCCUGAGGAGUUGGUAGACAGGUAUUAUAUUCUGAAUGGCUACAAUAAGCUCGAAUUGCCGGGCGGUGGACAUGUGCGAGUUUCGGUUGAGAUUUGGGUGCAGGAAGUGUCAAAAAUCAUAGAAAUCACCUCAGAAUUCGAGUUAGAUAUCUAUGUGACUGAGAGAUGGACAGAUCCUGCACUUGCCUACUCACAUCUGAAUCCGUGCAAAAGCAACAUGUCAGUCGACGGGCGGACGAUCUUGGAAAAAAUAUGGAAUCCUCAUGCAUGUUUUGUCAACAGCAAACUAGCAAAUAUCCAUUCAAGCCCGUUUAAGAACAUUUUUCUGCAAAUUUACAGCAAUGGCAGCAUUUGGCAUAAUUAUCGGAUCAAAUUGACGGGACCAUGCUCGAAUACAUUGCGAACAUUCCCCAUUGAUCAACAGAGAUGCAUGCUAUUUUACGAGAGCUUCACACACAAUCAUGAACAGGUGGAGAUGGAAUGGAUCGAUACAGUACCACCUAUCACUAUCAUGAAAGGCAAUAUCACAUUGCCCGAUUAUGUUUUGGUGGACUUCUCAGCGAGUAGUGAACUUAGACUGUAUCCACCUGGAAUUUUCAAUGAAUUGAUAGCUACGUUCACUUUUCAACGGUUGUACGGUUUUUAUAUUUUACAGGUUUACGUUCCUGCCUAUAUUUCUGUGUUUAUUUCUUGGGUUUCAUUUUACCUCGGUGCUGAACAAAUACCUUCUAGAACUACAGUCGGUGUAAAUUCUCUUCUUGCGCUCACAACAUCGUUCAUUUUCCUCGUUGUGCAAUGUGAAUUAGACAAUAAUGAGUUAACAAAUCCGUUUGAAGGCAUCACCCCACGAAUCUAA
Necator americanus (New World hookworm) is the source of this 918-nucleotide messenger RNA. RefSeq lists its product as uncharacterized. Gene Ontology annotation, biological process: regulation of membrane potential; chemical synaptic transmission; nervous system process. Gene Ontology annotation, cellular component: neuron projection; synapse; plasma membrane. Gene Ontology annotation, molecular function: chloride channel activity; transmembrane signaling receptor activity; excitatory extracellular ligand-gated monoatomic ion channel activity. The record is from RefSeq and is a predicted model, not a curated record. The coding region runs from base 1 to 918 and encodes 305 amino acids. The transcript is spliced from 10 exons. NCBI's taxonomy places the organism in Eukaryota, Metazoa, Nematoda, Chromadorea, Rhabditida, Ancylostomatidae.